AUGGGAGUUUUCUCUGAUUUGUGUGAUAAAGGGCUAGUAUCUGAUGCUUAUGCUUAUACUUUUCUAAUUUCUGGUUUCUGUAAGCAAUGUAAUAUGCUAGAGGCUUUCAGGCUUCAUGAGGGUAUCGAUCCUAACAUCGUCACUUAUAAUGCCUUAAUAGGUGGACUAUUGAAAUCUAGUAAGAUAGAGAGAGCUAAAGAACUGUUUGGUGGACUAUCCAAGAAAGGUUUGACACUUAAUGAGGUGACAUAUGCUACAAUGAUAGAUGGAUGCUGCAAGUCUAGAAAUAUUGAUGAAUCGUUCAUUUUAUUGGAAGAAAUGACAUCAAAGGGGGUUCUGCCAGAUGAUUUUGUGUACAAUGCUCUUGUCAAUGGGUGUCGUAAGAUAGGAAACAUGGAGAAGGCAUAG
Messenger RNA from Fraxinus pennsylvanica, 408 nucleotides. The record is from the annotation of a GenBank genome assembly. Lineage: Eukaryota; Viridiplantae; Streptophyta; Magnoliopsida; Lamiales; Oleaceae.